This is a messenger RNA of Prunus avium (sweet cherry), 2081 nucleotides long. RefSeq names its product omega-3 fatty acid desaturase, chloroplastic. The record is from RefSeq and is a predicted model, not a curated record. Gene Ontology annotation, biological process: lipid metabolic process. NCBI's taxonomy places the organism in Eukaryota, Viridiplantae, Streptophyta, Magnoliopsida, Rosales, Rosaceae. Gene Ontology annotation, molecular function: oxidoreductase activity, acting on paired donors, with oxidation of a pair of donors resulting in the reduction of molecular oxygen to two molecules of water.
UGAGAGCCAGUAGCAAGCAAUUGAGUGGAGAAAUUCUUACAUUCCAAUUUGAACAGAAGCCCACUGACCAUUUGGUCAUAUAUUUAGGUGAAGACCAAGCCUUCAAAUCUCUCCCUCGUCAUCGCCACCGGUUGUUAAAAACUCUGAGUCCAUGUUCAAGGUCAAGGCUUUGAGAGAGAAGAACAAACUAUAAAAUAAUGGAGCUUUGAGAAACACUGAGAACAAAAAUAGUCGUGUCGUCGUUCUUGAAGGAGGAAAGAAAAUUGUUAUCUCAUUUUUAAAUCCUAGAUAUUUUCCUUCAUCCCUCUUCUUUUGUUUGCUUCACCUUCACAUAUUCUCUCUCUCUAAAAACCUGAGAGAGACUCAGAACUAAAACCCUGGUGUUUCUGCUCCAUCUGGGUCUCCAAUGGCGGCGAGUUGGGUUCUCUCAGAAUGUGGCUUAAGGCCUCUCCCUCAAAAUUUUCAUAGACCCACAGCCGGAUUUUCCUCUAACCACCCAGCAAAAGUUCGAGUUUUUCGGUCGAACAAGAGCGUGACAGAUCUAAGAUUGGCUUCGGCCAAAAUUUCGAGUGCGUGCUUUAGAGGGAGAAGCUGGGGUCUGAAAGUGAGUGCUCCAUUAAGAGUUGCUUCUAUUGAAGACGAGAAAGAGAGAGUCAAUGGUGUUAAUGGCGUUGGAGAUGAAGAAGAGCUGGAAUUUGAUCCAGGUGCACCACCACCGUUCAAAUUGGCUGACAUUAAAGCAGCCAUUCCGAAGCAUUGUUGGGUUAAGGACCCGUGGAGGUCAAUGAGCUAUGUGGUAAGGGAUGUGCUGGUGGUUUUUGGAUUGGCUGCAGCGGCGGUUUAUAUAAACAAGUGGUUCGUUUGGCCUCUGUAUUGGGCUGCUCAGGGGACAAUGUUUUGGGCUCUCUUUGUUCUUGGACAUGAUUGUGGCCAUGGAAGCUUUUCAAACAAUCCCAAGCUAAACAGUGUGGUGGGGCAUCUCUUGCAUUCUUCAAUUCUUGUACCCUAUCAUGGAUGGAGAAUUAGCCACAGGACUCAUCAUCAAAACCAUGGCCAUGUUGAGAAUGAUGAAUCAUGGCAUCCGUUAUCUGAGAGAAUUUACAAGAAAUUGGAUAACAUGACACGGAUUUUGCGGUUCACCGUGCCUUUUCCCAUGCUUGCAUACCCUUUCUACCUUUGGAAUAGAAGUCCAGGGAAGACUGGUUCUCACUUUCACCCAAACAGCGACCUGUUUGUCCCCAAUGAGAGGAAAGAUGUGAUCACUUCCACCUUGUGUUGGACAGCAAUGGCUGCUUUGCUUGUGGGGUUGUCCUUUGUAAUGGGUCCUAUUCAAUUGCUUAAGCUCUAUGGCAUUCCCUACUGGGUGUUUGUCAUGUGGCUGGAUUUGGUAACUUACUUGCAUCACCAUGGCCAUGAAGACAAAUUACCAUGGUAUAGAGGAAAGGAGUGGAGUUAUCUGAGGGGAGGGCUUACCACACUUGAUCGCGACUACGGAUUGAUCAAUAACAUCCACCAUGACAUAGGCACCCAUGUGGUUCAUCAUCUUUUCCCUCAAAUCCCCCACUACCAUUUAGUUGAAGCAACUGAAGCAGCUAAGCCAGUAUUUGGGAAAUAUUACAGAGAGCCAAAGAAAUCAGGGCCUCUACCGUUUCACCUGCUUGGGAGUUUUAUUAGAAGCUUGAAGAAAGACCACUAUGUCAGUGACAAUGGGGAUGUUGUGUACUACCAAACUGACCCUGAUUUUGGUGGCUUUCCAAAAUCAAAGUAAAAGCUUCAAUUCUUUAGUUUAGAUGACCACAAAGACAACCUUUCAGAUCUCUUUGCAUUGAGGGCGUGCCACUGAUUUGGGACUCUUGUGAAAGGAAUGUCUCAAGAGAAUGAUGAAAAAAGGGUGGUGCCAUAGUUGAAAAAAAAAAUUACUGUAUUUUAUUCUUUAUGGAGAGGAAAAAAAAUCUCUUCAGACUGUAUAACCCCAUUUUAAAUUGAAGAAAAAUGAGGGAAAAUAAUAGGGAACAAGUAACCAUCUUCCACUUUUGAUUGAAAUUAGUGGAUUCAGUGGGACAUUAUGGAUUUUAUUCUUC